Mizuhopecten yessoensis (Yesso scallop) is the source of this 3336-nucleotide messenger RNA. RefSeq names its product interleukin enhancer-binding factor 2 homolog. Lineage: Eukaryota; Metazoa; Mollusca; Bivalvia; Pectinida; Pectinidae. The transcript has 15 exons. The record is from RefSeq and is a predicted model, not a curated record. Bases 94 to 1269 code for a protein of 391 amino acids.
UGUGGCCGACACCGUUGACGUUUCUAUCACUAGAAUAUACAUUGGACGCCAUUAUUUUUCCGAAAGCGUGAUAUUACCGGCGAGAAAAUCAACAUGAGGGGAAUGAGAGGACGGGGAGGGCCACACCCUAUGAGAGGAGGAAUGAUGAGACCCAUGGCACCACCUUUUAAACCUGGACCACCGUUCCGUGCAUUUAUUCCACAUAUUCCGUUUGACUUAGUGCAGUGCGAGUCCACAUUUCCCAGAGCCAAACCCACACCUGAUGACAAGAGUUUCACAGAUGCAUUACUUAAAAGACACAAUGAUCUGACUCCGUCCUCUACAGAACAGGCUGCCAUCCUGGCUCUGGUUACCAAGAUACAAGCGAUCAUAGACAACCUCAUCCUGUCACCAAACUCAUUUGAACCUGCGCAAAUAGAGGAAGUUCGUCAGGUCGGCUCAUUUAAGAAAGGAACAAUGAUGGCGGGACACAAUGUAGCAGAUAUCGUCGUCAUGCUUAAGACAUUACCUACAAAGGAGGCAGUUAUGGCCCUUGGUAACAAAAUCACAGAGGAAUUACGCACUCAAGAUCCACAGGAAGUUUUCAGUAUGCUAACAAACGACACCGGGUUUGAGAUCAGUUCAGCUGACGCCACCGUCAAGUGUCUCAUCACAACUAUCCCACCAAAUCUAAAGAAACUGGACCCAGAACUUCAUUUGGACGGUAAGGUGAUGCAGGGACAUCUCGCGUCCAUCAGACACGCACGCUGGUUUGAGGAGAAUGCUUUCCAUUCAAGUAUCAAAGUCCUAAUUAGAAUCAUGAGGGACAUGAAGAAUCGGUUUAAGGGAUUUGAACCCCUAACGCCCUGGAUCAUAGAUUUGCUGUCACAUUAUGCCAUUAUGAAUAAUCCAUCUCGCCAACCCGUCGCCAUCCCAACAGCAUUUAAACGCUGCCUACAACUGCUAGCGGCUGGGUUUUUCCUGCCCGGCUCCGUCGGGAUCACAGAUCCUUGUGAGCAAGGCACAGUUCGAGUACACACCGUCAUGACCCUGGAACAACAGGAUCAAGUGUGUUUCACGUCACAGACUCUACUCCGAGUUCUGACUCACGGAGGCUACAAACAGGUGCUUGGCCUGGAGGGCAACUCUAGUAUAGCUACAGACAUGAGUGUGUGGGAAGGUGUGGUGGUGACACCAUCAGACAAGGCCUACGAGAAACCGGAGAAAAAGGAGGGGGAGGAUGACGAGGAUGGAGACGAGGAUGAUACCAUGGAAACCACCGACUCAUAGGGAGGAGUGAAAUCUCAUUGAUAUGAAAAAUAUGUGAAUCUACAUUUUUUUUAUUGUGGUGAAAGAUGGAUAAUGACGAUGACAAAGUCAUUAACAACAAACUGUAUCUUUUCCAUUAACCUAUUCAACCCUAAAGUCACAUUUGGACCUUACCAAAUCAAAGACUGGACAAGUCCAUUUUAAAAAUGAAGGGGUGAAUGAGUUAAAAACAUGGAUUUGUGAAUGUGUACAUGGGUAUUAGAGGAAGGUGCUGUUUACAAGACUGUUACCUGUGCAACGAUUCUGACUGUAAUAGGAGAGACCGUUUCUGAAGUCCUUUCUGUCCGAGAAGUGGAAGCUUGUGUCAGGCAUUCUCCUUUGUCCCAGCAUUAUUCUGAUACUGUAGCUCUCAUAAUGGAUUUGUGUUGCAUGUCGUUAUUUUCACUCUAACUAUACAGGUAAAUUUCAGUAAUUUCUAUUUUUAGAUGAUGUUUUUUAUAAUGCCUCUUCUAAGUUUCAAAAUCACAUCACUGUCAGCUGUAAUUUUUGUCAUGCUUCAUUCAGUUAACCCUGUCACCACUGUAGACCACAAUGGACUUAACCAGACCAAUGCAUGGUACAGUUUACUAAAGUUACAUAGGGGUGAAAGGGUGAAAAGGGAAUCAACACAGUUAAAUUUUCCCUUUUUUUCAACGUCAGAAACAUCAUGUCGUCGAAACUUUCUCACUUUGUAGUAACAUUGUUUCAUGAUGUUGCUUUUUCCUGUAAAAUACAAAACCUGGGAGGGUACUGUCAUGUGACGAUAAUUUAACAUUCAGUCCAAUUUCUGAAAUAAUUUAGUUAAAAGUUUUAAUUCAUUUGCAUCAUCAGAUGCAUAUGUACUGAUUAUGACAAUGUCUUAUUGUGUCUGUUUUUACUUGCAUGCAUGUUGAAAGAAGUUGUCAUUUAUAAAGUGGUAGCAUUGUUAUUUUAUAUUUUGUGAUGCAUUAGCUUAGUACACUGUUAAUUUUGUUUUGGUGAAUUCUACAGCUGAGUAGAGAUAAUUUCCCCAAUAGAAAUUGGAUGUAUUUCCCCGAAUUCAAUUCUUUAACCCUUUCACCACUGUGGACUCACCCAGAUCAAUGCAUGGUAGAGUUUACUAAAGUUACAUAGGGGUGAAAGGGUUAAAACAUGCUGUGUUUUCUUAAUGUCUCUGAACACAUCCUGGUAUCGUACCAUUUUUCAUAACACACAUGUUCCUGUAAAAAUAAAUAAAAAUGUAAGAAUAACUUUGAUCCUCAGUUAUACAAAGUCUUAUAUCUUCCUUAUUCGGGUUGAUAUUUUGCAUUGUUACAACUAUUGGCACCAAAAUAUGACAGUUUUGUGGGUAUAUAGUGUCACUGACAACACCACAGAAUAAACAACAUGAUUAAUUGUCUCCUCAUGUGAACAUUUCCUCCUGAUUAACCCUUUCACCACUGUAGACCAUAAUGGACUCAUCCAGAUCAAAGCAAGGAGGAGUUUACUACAGUUACAUAGGGGUGAAAGGGUUAAACAUAAAUUGAUCAAGUGUAUGUCAAUCAGGACCAAAACCUUGAUUUCUUUGUCUAGUGGGUGUAAAUAACCUCUGUUUUAUAAUACUUUGUAAAUGGACAUGGAAACGGACAUCAAACUAAAUAUUACUGAGCUAGUGCAAUAUGAUGUGAUGAUAACUACACACUGUGUUAAAGCCGCGGGGAAUCACGCUACUGGUAUGUUGUUGGAUAGGAGCAUUUAACAAAAAAUAUUUAAAUUUAAAUUUUAUUUAAAAAAAAAAAAAAAAAAUGUUAGCAUCCUCACACAUGUACUGUAUACGCGAAAAUUUUCGCCUUAUGCCGUUAAAAUCCAUUUUCUCCCAUCACAUCUGAUGACUAUGUUUAUUAAUUUCCUUAAUACUACCGUCCGCUGUGAUGAUAAAUUUCCUCUCAUUACGGAAGGUGUAAAUUUCCCCGUGUACAGUAUAUAGAUACAGAUAUUGGACUAUGAUGCUAGCUUCACUUAGGAACAUACCAAUCACAUAUGUCGUCAAAUGUUUUUUAUUGUCAUAAAUAAACUCUACAAGAAAAAAGA